UUUUUUUUUUUUUUUUAAAUUCUUAAAUGGUAAAUGUACCAUUCAUUGUGAAGUGAAAUUUCAUCUCCCCCAAAUUUACCCUUUUACCAACUGGAGUGAAGUCCUUAGCUAUAACCAUCAAUAGUAAAGAAUUGGAACUAGUGUAACAAGCCUUUGCAGGGCCAGCAUUGAAUGCCAUGCCAGUGAUGUUUGUGUUGAUAUAAAGGAGGAAAAAUAGCUUCCUUUAGCGUCUCUGUGUUUCUUCGCCCGAGCUGGUUGGGAAUGGCUAUAAUGCUGCUCUGCCUUCUUCAGCUCGCUGCCCCACUCUGUAGUUACUCUGUAACGAUACGCUUCUACCUUUUUUGGUUAAACACCCCCUGAUAACGAUUGUUAUACAUACCAUAGACAUUGACAUAUAUAUCACUGUAUCCAUAUACAUGGAUUUCUUUUCAUCUUGAUUUUGUGGCUGGGUAAAAUUCAGUAACGUUAACUUCAUGGUACUUUGGUAUAAGAGUUAAUUAAGUUCACUAUUUUUAUAAUGAACCCAAAUCUGGAGGCUUUUAUAUUAUAUUUUAAAAGGAUAAUUACCCAAAUGUUUUAUUUCUAUACAUUUGUGUGUGUGUAUAAGUAUAUAUGUAUAUGCAUAUUAUAUACAUAAAACACUUUAUAUUUCUACAUACAGUAUGCUUUUAUUAUACAGAUAAUAAAGAUGGGGGAAGGUUUCUGUUUUUUUUUCUUAAUAGGUGAAGA
This is a messenger RNA of Peromyscus eremicus (cactus mouse), 729 nucleotides long. RefSeq lists its product as uncharacterized. The coding region runs from base 262 to 360 and encodes 32 amino acids. The record is from RefSeq and is a predicted model, not a curated record. Lineage: Eukaryota; Metazoa; Chordata; Mammalia; Rodentia; Cricetidae. The transcript has a single exon.